Messenger RNA from Clupea harengus (Atlantic herring), 1423 nucleotides. Its product is annotated as granzyme B-like. The transcript is spliced from 5 exons. Lineage: Eukaryota; Metazoa; Chordata; Actinopteri; Clupeiformes; Clupeidae. The coding region runs from base 69 to 896 and encodes 275 amino acids. The record is from RefSeq and is a predicted model, not a curated record.
GGUAGACUGCAUAUAAAUUGGUGAGAUGCGUAGUGUGUGCAUGAGAGAUUCUUGCCCACCUAAGAAGAAUGUUGGUGUUCCUGCUUCUAUCUAAUCUCUCAUUCUCAGGUGCUGUGCAGAGUGGCAUCUUUGGAGGUCGUGAGGCCAAGCCCCACUCCAGACCCUACAUGGCUUCACUGCAGAUUCCAACACACAGCACACCACCAGGACACCACACGUGUGGAGGUGUACUGAUCAGGGAGGACUACGUACUGACUGCUGCACACUGUCACAAGGCAGAAGUAGUGGUUCUGGGUGCACACAACAUCAGUAUGAAGGAGAAGAGCCAACAGCGCAUCAACAUCUCUGAGUACACCCCGCACCCAAAGUACCCCAAGAAACAGCUUCCAGUCGGGGACCCCAGGAAUCAGGAGCACGACAUCAUGCUGCUGAAGCUGAAGACCCCGGCUAAGCUGAACAAGUAUGUGAAGGUGCUGGAGCUCCCUAAGAAGUACGGGAAGAUCCCAGCGGGGGUGCAGUGUGAGGUGGCGGGGUGGGGCAAGAGAGUCCUGGGGCGGUGGGCGGAGAGCGUCCUGUACGAGGCUUACGUCACGCUGGACAAGGCAGCCAACUGCAAACGGAUAUGGGAGAAGUACUUCAACCAGGACCAGAUGACAUGCAGCAUCUCAGACGGGAGAGAGGGGGUAUGCCAGGGUGAUUCCGGAGGCCCCCUCAUCUGUAAACAGGCUAAGGCCAGGAUCCUGUAUGGAGUCACCGCCUACACUGGAGAACCAUGUGACAACAAAGAUUUCCCAGAAGUCUACACGAGAGUGCCCUACUUCCUGCCCUGGAUCAAAGAGGUCCUGGGUAUGAAUAAUGCUCUGGAGACACCUGGAUCAGACAGGUCCUGGGUAUGAAUAAUGAGACACCAACUCAGUUACAGGCAUGAAGUUCAUGAGUGAGAGACAGUUGCUGCCCUGCCAGUGUGUGUGUGUGUGUGUGUGUGUGUGUGUGUUCCUACUCUUUGGUAUAGAAUGGCCAUGGACCGGGGACAUGAGGUGUACUCCUCUCCUAAUGCAUACGCUGUCCUAAUCAAUCACUUAUAUAAUGCAUACGCUGUCCUAAUCAAUCGAACACCUGAGUACGUAGAGCCAAAGAACACUGGUAAAGGCCUGAUAUGCACCUAUCAAUUCUAAUUAGUUUAGUUACGUAUUCUUAUAUGUGAAUCGAUUCUGUAAAAGCAGCUUUUCUCAUCUCUCCUUGAGCUGGAGAUGAUAUGUGUUGGACACACACACACACACGCAUGCACACACACACACACACACUCUCACACACACACAUGUUUUGUGUUGGACGCUCAUGAACCCAAUGAAGCCCCUAAUAAAGCACUCAGGAUGUGAAGCUGUCUACUGCAUGUUUCUUUACUGUGCUUCAGAUGAAACAG